AUGGCCACAUCCAGGUCAUCUCUGUCGCAGCAGCCGGGCGCCAUGGGGCACUCAGCUGAGCAACAGACGUGGGAGAACAAGAUCGAACAGGCCAAAGUUGGCAAACAGGAUCUUAAUGCACUCCUAUUCGAUUAUUUUGUGACCGAAGGCAUGUCGGAGGCUGCCGUCGAGUUUGCCCGUGAGACGGGCAUCUCGAUUAACAUCGACCAAGACGCAAUUCAAGAGAGGAUGGAGAUUCGACAGGCGGUCGAAGACGGGCGAGUUGAAGAGGCCGUGCGCCGCGUCAACGAGCUGGAUCCAGAGAUCUUGGAUACCAACCCGCCGCUCCUCUUCCACCUGUUCUUGCUGCGCCUUAUCGAGCUCAUCCGCGCGGAUCGUAUCGACGAGGCACUGCAACUCGCAACCCUUGAACUGGCGCCGCGCGGAGCUCAGAACCCCGAAUUCCUCGCUGAUCUUGAACGCACGAUGGCGCUUCUCGCCUUCCCCAACCUUGCAAAGGAAGAGCUGAGCGAAGACCCCGCGUUCUCGCCCAUCACCCAACUCAUGAAGCGCACGCAGCGUGUCAAGGUGGCCAAAGAGCUGAACGCGGCAAUUCUCGAGAGCCAGGGCUAUGGGAUGGAGAGCAAACUCAGCGUUCUCGUUCGUCUGAUGGCAUGGGGAGAGCAGAAAUUGAUCAAGGCGGGUGUCGGCGUCGAUGACGACCGUGGACGCCAGUGGUCCGACGUUGUACUUAACGAAGCGUAG
Molecule: messenger RNA, 744 nt
Organism: Apiotrichum porosum
Lineage: Eukaryota; Fungi; Basidiomycota; Tremellomycetes; Trichosporonales; Trichosporonaceae
Exons: 3
Coding region: 1-744 (247 amino acids)
Biological process (GO): proteasome-mediated ubiquitin-dependent protein catabolic process
Cellular component (GO): nucleus; cytoplasm
Molecular function (GO): protein binding
Source: RefSeq, a predicted model, not a curated record